AUGGACAAUACUAGAAUGGGCUCAUUUCUGGAGUAUGCAAUUUGUAACCGUGGGACUAGCGCCUACUCACCCAGAGGAUACCAUCAUUUGGACCAAGGGACACCUUCCUUUCCAGCCUGUCCAGGCACAACUGACAUUUAUAACGGUGAUGGAAGAUUUAUGGUAGGAGGAACUGGUGCUAUUCCAAACCAUCUCCAUCAGCAGAGUCACAACUAUCAUCAUCACCAUCCCUCUAGCGCUACUCUCCCUUACACCAAUUCCAUACCAACCUACACUCCACAGUCCUGCAGUCAAAGUUAUGGGCACCAGGUCUAUAUGGGCCAAGAGCCAGAUGGAGUCUACUUUCCACAGUCCCAAUAUACUGCCAACACAGGUUCCAACACCGGCCCUUUGACUGAAGGUUACUGUGGAGGAGUGGCAGGCUCCACUCAUUAUCACCAGCAUCCAUAUGGGCAAGAGCAUCAAGGGUUGUUGCAAUCAUAUAACCACCAACCCCAAGCACUCCAUGAGGAAAAGGACUUCUCCUGCCAAACUGAACAGCAAGCCUCCAACACGUUUGACUGGAUGAAAGUGAAGAGAAACCCACCAAAAACCACUAAAUCAGCAGACUAUGGUUUAAGCACCCAGCAGAACAGCAUCAGAACCAAUUUCACCACCAAGCAGCUGACCGAACUGGAAAAGGAGUUCCACUUUAACAAGUACCUGACCAGAGCCAGGCGGGUGGAGAUAGCGGCCACUCUGGAACUCAACGAAACCCAGGUGAAGAUCUGGUUCCAGAACCGAAGGAUGAAGCAGAAGAAGAGAGAGAAGGAAGGUCUGGCCCCUUGUAUCAUACAGGGGUCACUAAAGGAGGGCAGUGAGGUAUCAGACCUUUCUAGUUCCACUUCACCUGACGCCUCUCCAAACUCAGUAUAG
Spea bombifrons (plains spadefoot toad) is the source of this 915-nucleotide messenger RNA. It is a transcript of the gene HOXB1, whose product is annotated as homeobox B1. Bases 1 to 915 code for a protein of 304 amino acids. Gene Ontology annotation, molecular function: DNA-binding transcription factor activity, RNA polymerase II-specific; RNA polymerase II cis-regulatory region sequence-specific DNA binding. NCBI's taxonomy places the organism in Eukaryota, Metazoa, Chordata, Amphibia, Anura, Pelobatidae. Gene Ontology annotation, cellular component: nucleus. Gene Ontology annotation, biological process: regulation of transcription by RNA polymerase II. The record is from RefSeq and is a predicted model, not a curated record. The transcript is spliced from 2 exons.